Gavia stellata (red-throated loon) is the source of this 1321-nucleotide messenger RNA. It is a transcript of the gene GP1BB, whose product is annotated as glycoprotein Ib platelet subunit beta. Bases 225 to 839 code for a protein of 204 amino acids. The record is from RefSeq and is a predicted model, not a curated record. The transcript has a single exon. Lineage: Eukaryota; Metazoa; Chordata; Aves; Gaviiformes; Gaviidae.
CCUGUAAUGAGAGACCAAGAAUUUGCACACCUCUUUUAACUCUGUUCUUUUCAGAGCUCUCGCAUCUCCGGUGAAGGACACCAAAUUCACCCAACUUGAGAAACUCAUCCUCAGAACAAACGAACAAAAGACCUGGGCUGUGGUGUCAGUCCUAGAGUGUGUGGUGUCUACUUGCCUGGUCUCCACCUCAUCCAGUCUCAUCAGGGGAGUGUUCGCAGGUGAAGAUGAAGAGUGCAAUUAUCUUCUUGUCCCUCCUUGGCUUCCUCCCACUCGUGAUACCCAUAUGCCCUGUGCCAUGCAAGUGUGCCACCAACAUUAUCGACUGCACGUCAAAAGGCCUAACUGUAGAAAAACUACCAGUUGCUUUCCGCCCUUCUGCUGAAAUUAUCCACCUUGGUUACAACAGGCUCACCUCUAUUCCCAAUGGGCUCUUUGACAACCUAAAGAGCCUCCAGGUAGUCUACCUGCAGGGCAACCCUUGGGAAUGCGACUGUGACAUCCUCUACUUGCGUUCCUGGCUCCAGUGGCAGCAGAACAGGACCUUAUACAGGGAUGUGAGAUGCACCUCCCCAGCUCACCUGCAGGACCGGGUCAUUGCCUAUCUGACAGAAGACGAGAUCAUCUCCACAUGCCAGUACUGGUACUGCAGCCUGGCUCUCCUCUCUCAGCUGUGUCUCUUCAUCCUCCUUUUCCUCCAGGGUAUCUUGGUUAUCUUCAUCAUUGUCUACCUGCAGAAGUUUCGGAGAAUGACCGCUGAAGCCCGGAGCACCUCCCGAGAUCUACAUCAGAAUGCAGACACCUGGGUACCUUCUUCAAGAAGCCCCUACAACAGUGAUUAACAUCACAAGACUGAAGACCCUCCUCCCCCUUGGGUGAUGCUGUACCAAGGUCAUGUGGUUUGUGAUAUCCAGAGCGGACAAUUCAGUGCCGCAUCCGAUCCUGACUGCAGUCCAAAGCAGGACUUGAACUGAUGAGACACUUGCUGUAUUUCCAAAGACCUGAUCCUGUGGUUUUUAAUGCUUUAAACUCUUUAGCAUGAUCUUGAUUGCUUUGCUGAGCUGGGAGUGGUUCUGGUUUGGUAGGCUAAGGAAAUCGUAGACUGCAGCAAUCAGAACUGACUCAAACUGCUCGUAAGCUCAUAGGGGCUACCGUGCUGAAUCCCUCCUAUGCUAGAGUAUUUCAGCCAUACUUUCCAUGACGCUUCUGGUUGCGUUGGGUCAGGUGAGGACAGAGGCAGACAGUGAACAGUUAAGGUACUGGACUAGGGCGAUGGAGCAAUACAGUUUCUUUGGUGCUACCACAGAUUGCCAUAGUAACUUUG